Messenger RNA from Etheostoma spectabile (orangethroat darter), 1935 nucleotides. RefSeq names its product inter-alpha-trypsin inhibitor. Gene Ontology annotation, molecular function: serine-type endopeptidase inhibitor activity. The record is from RefSeq and is a predicted model, not a curated record. NCBI's taxonomy places the organism in Eukaryota, Metazoa, Chordata, Actinopteri, Perciformes, Percidae. The transcript is spliced from 6 exons. Bases 179 to 829 code for a protein of 216 amino acids.
AGGUCAUAAAGUAAUAAAAAAGAGGAAGAUGUCUAUCCCUGCUGUUAACUUUUGUUUUGAUUGCAAUUAACACCAUUAGGGAAAUGUCAGUCCAAAGGUCAAUGAGCACAACCCACUCCCACUGUAGUUUACAACCCUCACUCAUUCCAGCAAAGAGAGGACAAAGACAAGCAGCAAGAUGAAGCACCUGUUGUUGUUGGGGAUUGCAUUUGCUACAUUCAACGUCAGCCACACGAAUCCUCCAGAUUACUGUAAUUUGCAGUAUGAUGAAGGUGAAGGCACAAGCUUCACCUUUGCUCUGUAUUAUGACCAUGAGCAGGGUGUGUGCAAUCCUUUCCUAUAUAAAGGCAUGGGAGGAAAUGCCAACCGUUUUCAAAAUGAAAGAGAGUGCAUAAGAAACUGUUCCACCGAUGCAGAGAAUAUCUACCCCACGGAUGUGUCCAAAGCUUGCCACUUCAAAAAGGCCGCAGGUAAAUGCAGUGCUCAGUUACUGAGAUACUACUACGAUUCUGUUCAUGACAAAUGCAAAAAAUUCCUUUGGACUGGAUGCAUCGGAAACGGAAACAGAUUUUUUGACCAAGGCAGCUGCAACUCCACCUGUGCUGGCAUCCAUGAUGAUCGCGAGGAAGAUGAGGAGGAGGAGCCAGAUACUCCUAUUGCAAUCAUCUGUGGAGUUCUGCUUGCAGUCAUUAUUGCCGCCGUCUUAACAACUGUGAUUGUCUUGACCGUUCAGUCAAAGAAAAAGAGCCCCAAGAAGAAUGCAGCAGGGAAAAGUAAAGACCCCCAGUCUGGCACACCUCUUCAGGACAAGGGGAUUGAAAUGGCAUAGAAAGCUGUCACCUCAAUAGCAAUAUGUGGAGUUUUUAUCAGCUGGGUUUUGUAUUAUUAUUAACUCUACUAGUCUUGAUACAAAACUUAUCAAGCGAUUACAACAUUUAUGUUCAGUUCAGAUUUUUUAACUGACAUGUAAUAACUACAAUUUUGUUCAGUUUACUAGUUUGUUUAACUUACAUCAUGUCCAAAGUAAUGUUUCUUGUAUUUUUUCUUUGGAGCUUUAUCAUGUAUUUUCAUUUCGCAACCCCAAUUAAAUCUGAUCAGUCAAAGUGUAAUCAAAAAAUGCCAGAGCUGAAACGAUUAGUCAAUUCAUUGUUUAGUUGAUUUUUCAGCAACUAUUUUGAUAAUUAAUUAAUUAUUUCUUCAAGUCAUUUUUCCAGGAAAAAUGGCAAAUGUUUUCUUUGUUCCAGCUUUUCAGUUGUGAGGAUUUCUGCUUUUAUUUCCUAAUGUGAUAGUAAACUGAAUAUAUUGGGUUUUGGACUAUUGGUUGGACAAAAACCUUUGGGAUCCAUGAAAUUGUGAUUGUCGUUCUCACAAAUUUGAUACAAUGAAUUCAGUCAGCAGAUCAAUUAUUAAUGAAAUUCAUUGUUAAAUGCUGGCCUAAAAACAAACAAAUCAAAACUUUAGGGAAAUAUUUUUACAUUAGAAGCAAGUCCAUGUUUUUUCCUGACAAACACUCAAACAGGAGUAGAACUGCAUCAUUACAAGUUCAGGUACUCAUCUGCUUGUGCACAAUUACCUGAAAUGCUUUUGACAAUGAGGUCUCAGUGUAACUGUUGCAAUGUUUCCAAAAUAUAAGUUAUAUCUCAACAUCACCUGGCUCAAAGAUUUGGUGAAAACUGUCUGAAGUCUUCUGUAGGCACGUACCAGUUCAAAACUCAUAUUUUUAGAACUGUUUGUGAAGUGAUGCCUACUGCACACUAUAAUUAUGUUGACCUGCUCAUCCUUUGUGAAUAUUUUGUUUUAGGCUGUAAACAACUCAACAAAAAAAGUGUCAAAAACAAACUUUCACAUUUUCUCACAUUUAUCCUAAAAUGUGUUACUGUAUUAUCAAAUGCUUGUGCUUUGUAUUUGGGAAAUAAAAGCAGUUUUGAAUAAUCA